Messenger RNA from Seriola dumerili (greater amberjack), 4431 nucleotides. It is a transcript of the gene ndst2a, whose product is annotated as N-deacetylase and N-sulfotransferase 2. The coding region runs from base 206 to 2926 and encodes 906 amino acids. The transcript is spliced from 13 exons. Gene Ontology annotation, cellular component: Golgi apparatus. Gene Ontology annotation, molecular function: heparan sulfate N-sulfotransferase activity; deacetylase activity. The record is from RefSeq and is a predicted model, not a curated record. NCBI's taxonomy places the organism in Eukaryota, Metazoa, Chordata, Actinopteri, Carangiformes, Carangidae.
ACAAGUGUAAAGCAGGUAAUGGAUGAUGCUGGCCAUGGUGACCUAGUGUAAAUGGCUAUUCUUCAGCACAGCAUAGUGUCAGUAUCUACUGCUAGAUCUUCCUCUUCCACUCCCCCCUCCCCUCACCCCUACUCCACCCCUCUGCUUUCUGUGACUGUUCACCGCUGCUGCUUGCUGCCCAGUCCUGCCUCCCCCCUCCAACACCAUGGUAGGUGCAGGCUUGGGCGUGUGGAAGCUAAUGCGAGGAGUCCGCCAGCUGGAGCUUCACCGCCUCAUCCUGGCACUGAUCAUCUUCUGCCUGCUGUCCAUGGCCUUCCUAGCUUACUACGUCUCCAACAGCCCCAAAAUCAAGGAGGCCCCCCCUUUGCCCUUCAGUGACUGUGGAGGAGGAGGGGGGAUGUCACCAGGAGCCAGUACCGGGGCCGCAGGCGGAGGGCCGGGUGUCCAGAGGGCACCUCUCUUCCUUCCCCCGCGCCAAGGCCGACUACGACAGGUGAAGGCGGUGGACAAUUCACGGACAGAGCCUGUGGUUCUGGUGUUCGUAGAGAGCAUCUACUCCCAGCUGGGCCAGGAGAUUGUAGCCAUAUUAGAGUCCAGCCGCUUCCACUACCAGACAGAGAUUGCUCCUGGCAAAGGUGACAUGCCCACGUUGACGGAGCGUAACCGUGGACGCUACACGCUCAUCAUCUAUGAAAAUGUGUUGAAAUACGUCAACCUGGACGCGUGGAACCGGGACUUGCUGGACAAGUACUGUGCUGAGUAUGGAGUAGGUGUCAUUGGCUUCUUCAAAGCCAAUGAAAACUCUCUCCUCAGCGCACAGCUCAAAGGGUUCCCCCUCUUUCUACACUCACACCUGGGACUCAGGGACUACCGCAUCAAUCCAACUGCUCCUCUGCUCUACAUCACCAAGCCCAACCAGGUGGAGCAGGGCUCUUUACCGGGGGAUGACUGGACCAUUUUCCAGUCCAACCACUCCACUUACGAACCCGUGCUUCUGGCCAGCACCAAGUCCGCCGAGGCACUGGCACAUUUUGGAUCUAGUCCCCUGCGGGCCCUCCAUGCGACAGUGGUCCAGGACUUGGGGCUCCAUGAUGGCAUUCAAAGAGUUCUCUUUGGGAACAAUCUAAACUUUUGGCUUCACAAGCUGGUGUUUGUAGAUGCCAUCGCCUAUCUGACAGGGAAGAGACUGUGUUUGUCGUUGGACCGCCACAUCCUGGUGGACGUGGAUGACAUCUUUGUCGGCAAGGAGGGAACCCGGAUGAAGGUGUCAGACGUGGAGGCAUUGCUCAACACUCAAAACAAACUGAGAGCACUAGUCCCUAACUUCACCUUCAACUUGGGAUUUUCCGGAAAGUUUUAUCACACAGGUACUGAUGAGGAGGAUCGGGGAGACGACAUGCUUCUCCAACACAGGAUGGACUUCUGGUGGUUUCCUCACAUGUGGAGCCACAUGCAGCCUCACCUCUUCCACAACGUCAGCGUGUUGGCUGAGCAGAUGAGGCUCAACAAGAUCUUUGCUCAGGAGCACGGCAUCCCGACAGACAUGGGCUAUGCAGUGGCUCCACACCACUCUGGGGUUUACCCGGUUCACAGCCAGCUCUACGAGGCCUGGAAGUCCGUGUGGGGCAUCAAGGUGACCAGCACAGAGGAAUACCCCCAUCUGAGGCCGGCUCGGUACCGCCGCGGCUUCAUCCAUAAUGGGAUCCAGGUGUUGCCCCGGCAGACGUGUGGUCUGUUCACCCACACAAUCUUCUACAAUGAAUACCCAGGAGGCUCAAAGGAGCUGGACAAGAGCAUCAGAGGAGGAGAACUCUUCCUCACUGUCCUCCUCAACCCUAUCAGUAUCUUCAUGACCCACCUGUCAAACUAUGGCAAUGACCGGCUCGGUCUCUACACCUUUGAGUCUUUGGUGAAGUUCGUCCAGUGUUGGACGAACCUCCGGCUGCAGACUUUGCCCCCCGUCCAGCUUGCUGAGAAAUACUUCCAGAUCUUCCCUGAGGAGAGGGACCCGCUCUGGCAGAACCCUUGUCAUGACAAGAGACACAAAGACAUCUGGUCUAAAGAAAAAACCUGUGACCGACUCCCCAAGUUCCUCGUCAUUGGACCACAGAAAACAGGCACUACAGCGCUUCACUCAUUCCUGAGCCUCCACCCAGCGAUCACCAGUUCCUUCCCCAGUCCCACCACCUUCGAGGAGAUCCAGUUCUUUAGUGGAGUAAACUAUGACAACGGGAUCGACUGGUACAUGGACUUCUUCCCAUUCCCUUCUAAUGUCAGCACAGAUUUCAUGUUUGAAAAAAGUGCCAACUACUUUGACACAGAGGUGGCUCCUAAGAGAGCUGCCGCCCUGCUACCUAGAGCCAAGAUCCUGGCAGUGCUCAUCAAUCCAUCGGACAGGGCGUACUCCUGGUACCAGCACCAGAGGGCCCACCAGGACCCCGCAGCCCUCAACAACACUUUCCAUUUAGUGGUGACGGCAGGCCCCUCGGCCCCCAAGGACCUGCUGGCCCUUCAGAGACGCUGCCUUAAUCCCGGGGCCUACGCUACUCACCUGGAGCGCUGGCUGCAACACUACCAACCCAGCCAGUUGCACAUUGUGGACGGGGCCUUGCUGCGGUCCAACCCAGCUCUGGUGAUGGAGGGGAUCCAGAGAUUCCUCGGUGUCACUCCCGUCUUCAACUACACCCAGGCUCUAAUGUACGAUGACAGCAAAGGUUUCUGGUGUCAGCGGGUGGAGGGAGGUCGAGCCAAAUGUCUGGGGAAGAGUAAAGGCAGGAAGUAUCCAGAGAUGAGUCCUGAGUCGCGUGCCUUUCUGGCUGAGUACUACCAUGAGCACAACAUGGAGCUGCUGCGUCUUCUGAAUCGUUUGGGUCAACCGCUGCCGUCCUGGCUCCGCCAAGAACUCCAGAGCACCAGCUGGAGCUGAGGCCACAGGCUCCCAGACAGACAGACUGACAGACAGACACACCACAGAGGAGCCGGGACUGGAGUCUGUGGAUGAGCCAACUCUUGGCUGUGGAUUAGACUGGACUAUCUAAUCUGGAACCAACAGCAGCACACAUUAAAAGAGCUGAUGUUACUGGUGCUCCUGUUCCAUGGCAAAAAGAAGACAGCAUGAGAUCUUUGUGAAGGUGCUGGUCCCUGCUGAAGAAGGAUCCCAGUGCACCCUCCCUCCAGAUCGUGACUUGUUGCCAACCUGCUGCUCACACCGGGCAGCCGUCAGCCUCAGCUGGUGUGUGUGUGUGGGACGACGUCAGUUUGCUGUGGAUCCAGAGGGACUGGCUGACCAGCAGGUUUCAGACCGCCUUAACGUGAGGAGAGAAACUCACAGGAUGAGACCAUGCAGAUGUGGAGUGUGUGACUGGACACAGGACUAACAUGCACACACACACACACACACACACACACACGUCUCAUCUCUCCACAUGAUGAUUGUAAAGCAGUCUAUUUUCAAAAGCAAUUGUAUAUGUUAGGUUUGAGGGGGAGCAGACUGACCGGCAGCCUGAAACAGACAGUUCAGACAGACAGUUCUCUGUUACACACACAUCUACCUGCAGGUAGGAGCAGCAGUCAGGCUGCUUCGUCACCUUCUCUCCUCACAGUCUGUUCACUGUAGAAACAGACCUGUUAAAAUUGAUUGAGUUAAUAUGAUGAUUGUUCAGUGUAUUUAUCAUGUUUAGAUUUGGUCCAGGCUGUGCCCACACCAACAUCCUGUCAGCGAGCAGCUCAUUACACCUACUCUCAGAUGACGACCUGUUCUCCACAGCAGCUACAGUCUCCUUCCAUCCUCCAGCCUUCAUUUCUUUAAUUCACCAUCCAUGUUCAGAGGAACGCAGCGAGCCACACGACGCACUGUUGUGUAACAGUGAUGCUGUAGGACGUGAUCUUCAGAUAUUUGACUUGGUACAUGAUGUCAGUGUGAAAGCCGAGGUUUCACCUCAGCUCUUCAGAAUGUAGUGAGCUGUGUUGGUGACAUUCAGUAACAGUCGUUAGUGUUUUUUUCACGGCUCUGGCUGGAGACUUGAAAUAGCUGCUGAUGCUCAUGGGUACUGUAGUAUUAAGAGUCGUUGUACAUACAAUGAGACAGAGUUGUUAUUUACAACUGUAGCUACUUUCCAAGAGACUCGUGUGUUUUUAGUGCUGAGGACCAUUAUUAUUAUUAUUAAUUGGAAAUGAUUCACUUCUUUUAUUUAAUCAUCACUCAGAAAGUGUUUUCACCAUUUGAAUAGUGAUAAUUAGUGAAGCAGCUGUUGACACUGAUUCUGACACGAUGUGAUCAUGAGGCACAAACCUGGACCAGAGCUAUUUCAGACCUGGUGUGGGUGGAUUGUGUUUGACUGUGAGAGGGCGACCUCAGUCAGUGAGAGCUGCACUCUGGGUAAAAUAAACCCCAUCACAUGUCAGAUAUCCUCAAAAACCAAAACACACACA